Messenger RNA from Closterium sp. Naga37s-1, 1932 nucleotides. Lineage: Eukaryota; Viridiplantae; Streptophyta; Zygnematophyceae; Desmidiales; Closteriaceae. The record is from the annotation of a GenBank genome assembly.
AUGGCUCGCGCUAGUCGCUGUACGCUCGCUCUUCUCGUCGUCCUUGCUUUAGCCUACGUUACCAAUGCAGCCGUUGCUCCCACGGCCACAGCCGGCCCCAAGUGCGCGAACGCGUUCCCUCAGAGACCGUUGUGCAAGUUCGUGGACAGCUUGACCACGCGCGUCAUCCCCACCCUCGAUGGCACCAAGCCCCUCACCAUUGGCGCCUAUCAGAUUUACCAGAAAUUCCAUCGCGAUCUUCCGGCGACGAAGCAGUACGCGUACGGCACGAGUCAGAAGACGGCGUCGUACCCCGGCCCCACCAUCGUGGGCAAGGUUGGCAUCGACACGACGGUCACGUGGGAGAACCACCUGCUCGACAACACGCACAUGUUCACCGUCGAUCCCACAAUCAUGAUGGGCGUCAAAGUUCCCACGAAGGGCAUUCCCAUCGUUGUGCACCGCCACGGCGGUUCCCAGCAGAGCUACUACGACGGCCACCCUCUCGCGUGGUUUACGCAGUACGGCGAGAAAGGUCCCACCUUCUCUAACAGCACGUACAAGUACAUCAACGACGAGGCGUCGACCGUGUGGUACCACGACCACAUGGUGGGCAUGACGCGGCUGAACGUCGUUGCCGGUCUCGCGGGGCUGUACAUCAUCACGGACCCUAAGGUCGAGUCCAAGUACACCUGGCUGCCGCCCGCCGCCCGCACCGUCCCGCUCGCCAUUGCGGAUCGCCUCUUCUUCGCCAACGGGUCGGUGAACUACCCGAACGUGGGCAUCGUGCCGAACAUCCAUCCUAACUGGAUUCCCGAGUAUCUCGGCGACACCAACAUGGUCAACGGCGUCGUUUGGCCGUACCUCAAGGUCCGGCCUGCGAUGUACCGGUUCAAGAUGCUGGGCGCGUCGAACGCGCGUUUCUACAAUCUGCAGUUCGUUUGCGCGCAGCGCGGCGACUACCCCAACUUUGUGCCGCCGCUCAAGGGCCAGGUUCUCGACAUCGUCGUUAUCGCCUCCGACGGCGGGUACUUGCCGAAGCCGGUGUACGUUAAGUCGCUGCUGCUGGUUCCGGGCGCUCGACAGGACGUGCUCAUUGAUUUCUCCAACCUGCCCGCCACGUGCAAGGACGUCAUUCUUCAGAACACCGCGCCCGCGCCUUUCCCCGCUGGCGUGACGGCUGACCGCGACACCGGGCUUGUCAUGCGCUUCGUGCUCACCAACCGCAAGCGCAUCCCCGCCGCAAAAGUGCCAAGCUCCAUCUCGUACCUUCCGCCGAUCGACUACAAGAACAUCCAGAAGGUUCGGUGGCACCGCCUGAUCGAGCAGAUGGACCCCAAGACGAACCUGCCCAUCCGCAUCACCGUCGACAACCUCGGCUUCAUGGACCCCGUCACCGACUACCCCAAGCAGGUCAGGGCCUUCCCCAUUCUCAAUAUCAUCUCCUCCCCUACCCUCGAUUUUAUGAGUCCUUUCGUUCUCUUCGUUCUCUCAAUGACUCGGCGCGCGUCCACAUCAGAAGACUUUAUUUACCCUCGCGUUGUCCCGCCUUUCCAUCCGCUUCCCCUGCAGGGCACGAACGAGCUGUGGCACAUCAUCAACCUGUCGGCCGACGCGCACCCCAUGCACUUCCACCUCGUCGACCACCGCCCCAUCUCCCGCCGCCCCUUCGACGUCGCCGCGUUCCAGUCGGGCAAGUGCGCGUUCCGCGGCAACAAGCUGCCCCGCUGCUGGACGGGCCCGCGGGUGAAGGUCAACCCCACGGAGGACGGAUGGAAGGACACCACGCCAGCGUAUCCCGGUCAGGUGCUGACGCUCUGGUUCGGGUGGAAGGACAACAACGGCAAGCCUCUGAAGUUUGAUGCGUCUGUUGGCCCGGGUUACGUGUACCAUUGCCACAUGCUGGAACACGAGGAUAACGACAUGAUGAGGCCGUUUAAGGUCAUCAAGUAG